AUGCUGGAACGGUGGUGUCAACCAGCACAAGCUGGAGAUCCAAAAGAAACGUUGUAUAUUCGUUUAGCAGGCAUCGAUGCACCCGAGAUUGGAAUGGUGUGGGUCAAUCCUGCAUGGUGGCCUGUCCUACCAACACGUAACGUUUCAAUUGAAAUGCUAAGAAGAGGUUUAGCUGUCAUGUAUCGAGCGACUGGUGCACAGUAUGGUGGCAACCCAACACAGUUUAAUCGGGUUGAACAAACUGCCAAGUAA
Messenger RNA from Batrachochytrium dendrobatidis JAM81, 252 nucleotides. RefSeq lists its product as uncharacterized. The transcript is spliced from 2 exons. The coding region runs from base 1 to 252 and encodes 83 amino acids. Lineage: Eukaryota; Fungi; Chytridiomycota; Chytridiomycetes; Rhizophydiales. The record is from RefSeq and is a predicted model, not a curated record.